AUGUCAAACUGGAUGAUCCCACCGCCGCCGCCCCCGGUAGCCCCUGGCCCUGCACCGACAACUAUGCCACCGCAGACUUCAAUGCCUCCACCCCCAGCACCGCCAGCUAUGCCCUCGCAGAGUUCGCCACCGCCGCCAGCGAAGUCACAAGAGACAGCUGCUGCACGUGGAAACAGAGGCCCGUCGUAUGAGGCGAGAGGUGAAAACAUGAGGACUCAGCUCGCCAACUUUUCUCAGGGCAUCGGUGAGGUCAAAACGACCCUUGCUCUGCACGGCGAGAAGAUGACGGAAAUGCAUACUGCGUUGCUGCGCCUCGACCGUCGUGCGAAUGAAACGCUGGAGGUUCAGGAGAAGCUGCACAAGCUGGAGAUGCAGAAGGCUUUGGAUGCUCAGACGAUAGAGCACAAGCAGGCCGUGGAGAAGCUCACUGGGCAGCACCAGCAGGAGUUCUGGAAAUGGAAGAAGGCCAAUGAUGACUUCAACGUUGAGAACAAGCGCUUGCUCAAUGAAGGCCAGCUAAAGGAUCAGGAGAUUCGCACCCUGAAGACAGACCUCAAAGAAAGUGAACGUCAGAACAAAGUUCUACGGCAGCGGCUGCAGGACAUCGAGUUUCAAGCGUUUUUUGACGUUUGA
Molecule: messenger RNA, 633 nt
Organism: Symbiodinium sp. CCMP2592
Lineage: Eukaryota; Dinophyceae; Suessiales; Symbiodiniaceae
Source: the annotation of a GenBank genome assembly